CAGUCUCAGGUUUUGCUUUCCUUCGAAAUGACCGAUUUGGCCGAGCUCCAAGACCAGAUCGCCGAGCUUCGUGAGCAGAUCAAGGCAAAUCCAUUCCACUACGACUCGCAUGUCGCUCUGAUUGGCGCGCUGCGUGACGCCGUUGCUGCUGCGAGUUCAGCAGUCGAUGCAGCGUCGUCGCCGUCGAGCGCGUCCGCGUCCUCGAGCUCGGAAGCCACUGCGUUCGCAGAGCAGCUGCUGCAUGCACGAGAGCGUAUGCGUGAGACGUUCCCGCUCAGCGAAGAUUUGUGGCUGGCAUGGAUCAAUGAUGAAAUUCGUAACGCCGAAACACUGAGGCCCGAGUCGGACGGAGCUGCGGCUGCACAUUCGCGGGUGAAUCGGCUCUUUGAGCUCUCUUCGAACGAUUACUUGUCCGUCCCGAUUGUCCGUCGUCGCGUCCAAUACACUGUCGCUUCUCUCCACCUUGAUGGUCUACCCGAAGCGAAUCAACUGGCCCAUGCAAGGACCGUGUUUGAAGAGGGACUCAAAGUCGCCGGUCGUCACUUUGUCACUGGGAAGCUGCUGUGGGAUGGCUACAUUUCUUUUGAAAGCUAUAUUCUUGACGAGCUUGAGAAAUCGGAUGACACCGAAGAGGAGGCAAUCACUGAACAAACAGAAAGGAUUUCUACACUGUUCAAGCGUCUCAUCGCGCUUCCUAUUGCAGGCGUCGACACUGCCCUUUGUGCAGAGUACGUCACCUUUCUGGAAGACAACAACCUCGACGAUAUGGACGACGUUUCCGUGUUUGCAAACGCCAAGCGCGACGCUGGGGGCUUGGAUCCCGCCGUCUUGCAAGCUCUUGCAGAAUCCCAGAACAAAGUCGCACAGAUUACCCCCUACGAGCAAAGCUUGGUAGAUUCGGAGUUUCCCCAUCUCGCCGAGUACUCCAAUUACCUGCAGCACGAGAUUGAUGCCGGCAAGCCAGAGCAAGUGGUUGUUCUCUUCGAGCGUGCCAUCAAGGAUAAUUGUCUGGUCGGUGAUCUGUGGCAGCUUUAUUUGGAUUAUGCGACCAAGCAUCUGCAGCCCGAAGCCGUGGAACAGAUCGUUUCUCGUGCGUUGAGAAACUGUCCGUGGAUUUCUGGUCUUUGGGUAACGCGCAUGCUUUGGUUGGAGCGAUCGCACUCCAACAUUGCUCUUGUGGAGGAAGCGCUGGAAUCGGCUCUCCUGGCCGGAUUUUCCACGCCCGGUGACUAUCUCGAGCUCUGGCGUUGCUUCAUUGACAUUGUGCGACGCCAGAUUACGCCAGAGGUCUGGGACAAGCUGCGCGCGGAUGGAAUCCAGCCGCAACAAUCAGCCAGCGACGCUGCUCAGCCAGAAGUCACAAGCAGCACACCUGCCUAUGCAGGGCGCGGACGUGGCGGAUGGACUACCUCGACGCAAGCGGCUGCUGCAGACGAUGGGCUGCCUCCCGCCGUGUCCAAGCUCUUCCGCACGUUUGAGAGGGCCUCCGCGUAUCUGCAGCAGUACUUUGGCGAGAACGGCGACCCGUACUGCUCCUUGCUGCAGUACCAAAUCAACAUUCAGCUCUAUCGUCUGGGCAACUUGACCGAAGCACGAAAACUGUGGAAGGCGAUCAUGAAGACCUCCAACUGCGCGUAUUCCGCUGCCAUGUGGAUUGCAUACGCCAACUUUGAGCGAACUCAGGCCAAGAACAGCCAGUCUGCUCGCGAGGCCUACCAGCGCGGUUUGCAACGAGACACGUUGGACGACCCCAACCAGCUUUUAUCCGCCUGGCACGAGUUUGAACGAGAAGAAUCGCCCUCUGCCGAUGCCUUUGCUCAUGUGGUGCAGCGUUGUGACACCCUGCGCUCUAAGUUCAACAUUCGACUGGCUCGUCAGCUCCAACAGCAACAAUUGCGUGAGGGGCGCAAGUUGCAGCAGAGUGCGGAAAAGCGCGAAAAGCGCCGUGUAGAUGGCGGUGCUGAGGACAAUGGGCUCACGGCUCUUCUGAGUGAUGCUCGAGUCAAGCGGCAACGUGACUCGGACGAUGCUCAGGCUCCACGUUUCACUCUUCCUGAAAAGCAUGCGCAUGAUGUCUCGAAAGAUCCAGUGACCGUCUUUGUCUCCAAUCUGGACUUUAAAGCGACUGAGGAGAUGAUUCGCAGCCAGUUUGAACAGAUUGGUAACAUUGUCGACGUGAGGCUCGUGCGCAAGCCAACUGGUCGCUCGCGUGGGUAUGGAUUUGUCGAGUUUAGCAGUCCUGAAGCCGCUCAGAAAGCUCUUGCAUUGGAUCGCCAGCCUGUUCUGAAUCGCCCAAUGUACGUGUCGCCGUCCGUCGACAAGCCGAAAGACGGUGACGGACCUGCCCCGUCUCGAUACGCACAGGAUGGCGUGGAUCCAAAGACUCUUUUUGUUCGCAACCUCUCAUCCUUGUGUCGUCGCGACGACUUGGUUACGACUUUUGAAAAGUUUGCCAAAGUGGUGGACGUCCGAAUGACUCGUCAUCGAGAUGGCCGAUUCACCGGUCGCGCAUAUGUAGAAUUCGCCAACGAGGAGGAUGCAAAACUGGCUUUGGCUGCCGAUGGCACUGUUGUGCGUGGUCAGCCCAUCAGCGCUCAGGUGUGCAACCCGCCAACCAAAGCUGCGGCUUCCGAAACGCCCGCUCAAGACAACGCAGACUCGCACGCCAUGCCACCUCCGUCCAGCUUUGGGACUGCACGCCCAGACACCUUUAGCAAGCGGCCCGCCAGCACUGCAACCACAAAGAGCUUUGUGCCGCGCUCUCUCCAUGCCGCACCCUCGCGUCGCCUUGGUUUGGGAUUCUCUUCCGCCAAGAAACCCGCCGCCGACCUGUCAGGACCUGCAGCGUCCUCGAGUCCUGCCUCAACUGCAACUGCCAUGGAUACUGCCCCGGCACAACCAGCUGCCGCAAGCUCCGCCUCCACCACCGCUCCAAAGUCAAAUUCAGCCUUCCGAGACAUGUUUCUGAACAAAAAGCCCAGCAACUGACCAGGUUUACUCUUCAUUCAGGCGUGGAGGACCAUCGUUCCUGUUUUUUGGUGCUUGAUUUUGUGGUUGUUGCUUUCGGCUACCUUGUGACUGUCAAUUUGAAGAUCGUUCCUGCGUCGCCAAGCUGAUUCUGGUGCAGACUGUCCACCAUCUUUCAUGCUCUUGUAGGACAGCUUUGCAGCAAAGAGCGUUGAAUCAACAAAAGAAGAAGCCUGAC
Capsaspora owczarzaki ATCC 30864 is the source of this 3205-nucleotide messenger RNA. RefSeq lists its product as hypothetical. Gene Ontology annotation, biological process: RNA processing. Gene Ontology annotation, molecular function: RNA binding; protein binding. NCBI's taxonomy places the organism in Eukaryota, Filasterea, Ministeriida, Capsasporidae. The record is from RefSeq and is a predicted model, not a curated record. The coding region runs from base 28 to 2988 and encodes 986 amino acids. The transcript is spliced from 15 exons.